ACUUUUUAUUAGUAUAGAUUCUUUUUCUUGGUGUGGGUUGGAGAGAGAUAUGAUGACUCCGAGUCACGGAAGAGGACUCGGAUCGGCUGGUGGGUCUAGUUCCGGUAGAAAUCAAGGCAGCGGCGGUGGUGAGACCGUCGUUGAGAUGUUUCCCUCUGGUCUUCGAGUUCUUGUAGUUGACGAUGACCGUACUUGUCUUAUGAUCUUAGAGAGGAUGCUUAUGACUUGUCUUUACGAAGUCACGACAUGCAACAGGGCAGAGAUGGCAUUGUCUCUGCUCCGGAAGAACAGACAUGGAUUUGAUAUAGUCAUCAGUGAUGUUCAUAUGCCUGGCAUGGACGGCUUCAAGCUCCUUGAACAUGUUGGUCUUGAAUGGAGGACUUACCUGUUAUCUUGAUGUCUGUGGAUGAUUCAAAGAGUGUUGUUCUUAAGGGAGUGACGCACGGUGCCGUUGACUACCUAAUCAAACCAGUACGAAUGGAGGCACUCAAGAACAUAUGGCAGCAUGUCGUUCGGAGGAGGAGGAGCGUACAUUCUGGGAGCAUUGAGGAGACAGGGGAUAGGCAGCAGCAGCAACACAGAGGAGGGUAAUGCAUAAGUUUAGCAAAAAUGCUUGGCUAUUUUGUUAACAAGUGAUAUGUUGGGGUUGCAAUUAUCAUUUCAUGAAAAUCUUCAUUUUAUUGAAAAAAUAAGGGUAAAGGAAAUUUUAAUAUAAUUGGAAGAUAGUGGGACCGAAGAAGAACCUUGAUGCGUGGAUCCAGCUCAUAAAACAAAAAAUAAGAAGUUAAAUUUAUCUUCGUUAUGUAAAGUUGUAAACUCAAAACCUUAAAAACAGAUCAAUCUCCCGUCUAACAUUUCAAAGAUAUUUUAGUUUCUCUA
Molecule: messenger RNA, 879 nt
Organism: Camelina sativa (false flax)
Lineage: Eukaryota; Viridiplantae; Streptophyta; Magnoliopsida; Brassicales; Brassicaceae
Source: RefSeq, a predicted model, not a curated record